Austrofundulus limnaeus is the source of this 2354-nucleotide messenger RNA. It is a transcript of the gene cep63, whose product is annotated as centrosomal protein 63. The coding region runs from base 236 to 2110 and encodes 624 amino acids. Gene Ontology annotation, biological process: de novo centriole assembly involved in multi-ciliated epithelial cell differentiation; centriole replication. The record is from RefSeq and is a predicted model, not a curated record. Gene Ontology annotation, cellular component: centriole. Lineage: Eukaryota; Metazoa; Chordata; Actinopteri; Cyprinodontiformes; Rivulidae. The transcript is spliced from 13 exons.
UCACAGUUUGCGGCGUUACCGCGGAGUUUCAUCAGGAAGAGUGAAAAGAACGCCUGCUUGGUGAUGUAAACAAUURUUUUGACGCUCUAAAACUUGCUAAUGUUAGCUUCCAUUAACUGUAAUGUUACAAACYGACAUGUUCUUAGUUUAGAUUGAGUCUUACCACGUAGUUAGUCAGGUUCGCAGCGGGAGGCAGUGCAGGGGUCAAAAACUAUCAAGGACUGAAUCAAGKAUCAUGGAGACCUUUCUGGAACCAAUGCAGAAUUUUGAUUUGAGCUCCGUCCUGUCCUCCUGUGAGCCGGAGCUUCAGGAGCUCAUGAGGCAGAUCGACAUCAUGAUCAACCACCAGAAGCGGCAGUGGGAGGCAGAGGUCCGGGCCUUGGAGCUCAGGGUGAAGAGUGGAGAAGAAGAGCUUCUAACCUCCAGGAACAUCAUCCAGCAAAGGAACCUGGAGAUUGACUUACUUCACAAGCAGCUUGAAGAAAUCCAGACGAAUCGCCAGGAGUUAGUUUCCAAAUAUGAACAGCAGCUGCAGAAAGUCAAAGAAGAGCUGGAUAAAUUAAAGCGAAGUUACCAGAAGCUUCAGCGCAAGCAGCUCAAGGAGACAAACACAGGAGGAAAACAGACGGAGCUUUCAAAGGAACACAGGGAGUGCUGCUCAGAGGUGCAGCAUCUCCAAGCUCAGCUGGAGAAGACUCAGGCCGCCCUGAGCUCACAGGAGCUGGAACUGGAGCGCCUGAUGGGUCGGCACCAGGAAGAACAGCCGGUGUCGGGAGGACAGGCAGAGCUCCACGCCACGCUGGACUCCCAGGAUGCAUUUCUCCACAGAAACAGUUCGGAGCGCUACAGACUUCAUAAUGAAGCCUCCAGACUGAAACAACUGCUGCAGGCUAAAGAUCAAGUCAUCCGACCUGUGUGUGUGUGCGCUCUGGUGUGUAUGUGCAGCUCUCUGGAGGACUGCCUGGCUGCUCAGGGCUGCUCCGGAGUGGAGACCCUCAGGAAGGACUUGGAGAGGACUGCAGCCAGGCUUCAGGGUUCUCAGACCUGUGAGGUCCACCUGAAGWCUGAGCUCUCACAGCUGAGAGAGAGAUUGGAACAUGUGAGCAGACAUGGAGGUGAACAAUCAAACAUGGAGCAGGAGCUGAGGAAGAUUAAAGCAGACCAGGACUCCUCUGCUGCUGAGAUCAAACAGCUCAAAGGGGAGCUUCAGAGAGCCAGGCAGACUCACAGCGGUCAGCUUGACGGGUUGAGGAAGGAGGUGGAGAAGCUGAUGGGUGAGCUGCACCAGCGGGACCUCACCAUCGCCUCGCUGAGCGGCGCCUCCAGCAUCGAGCUGCAGCGUCAAGGCCAGGUGGACAGAGUCGAGCUACAAAUGACUCCAGAGCAGCUGGAGACUCUAYUAGCAGAGAAGCAGCACCUGACAGACCUGCUGCAGACACUACAGCAUCCCUCACCCAAGAGGGGGGAACCCUCUGUGGCCUCGCUGAGGGAGAGCUACCUGUCCUCUCUGAGCAGCCUGGAACAGGAAAACCAGCAGCUAAGACAGGAACUUUCCAAGGUGUGCUCGCAGCUGGACGCUUCAAACCAAGCCUGUCAGGAGAAGUAUGAACAGGAUCUGCUCAGUCCCUCCAUCGACAAGCAGCUGGACCAGCACCAGGACCAGCACCAGGACAGGUUUCAGGAGCGGCAGAACACCGGUCACUAUGAAGGAAACAUCCAGAGACUGUUUCAAGAGCUUCAGACCGUGACUCAGACCCCCACAGACCGGCCCCACAGCCAGACCCAGGUCAACAGGACUCCUCCCUCCUCCUCUUCAUCCAGCUGCAGUACCAGACUGAUCAGGAUGAAUGCAGCAUCCAGUAAACCUGCUGCUGAGGGUUCAGGCUCAGAGGACUGUCUGGCCUCAGGCUCCAGGGAGAAAGGGACUCCCUCUCCUUCCUUAGAGAGGCCUCCGUCUGCAUCGCCCAUACACAGCAUGAUCCACGGCUUCCUGGAGGAGGAGAUCCUGAGGUCUGAGGAGCUGCUGCAGAAACUGGACCUCCACAUCCAGGGGAUGAGAGAGAGCAACACCAGGACUGCGUUCAAGUACCGGACCAGUAGCACCAGUUAGGCUCUGAGUGACUCUGAAUUCUUCACAGCUCUCUAAGGCAGCUGAGAGCUUUGAUUUCACUCAUAAAACUGAACAUCCACUCUCUGCUCAUCAUUUCCUCUUUGUUUAGGUUCAGAUUCACGCAGCAACAGAAGCAGGAGUUGUUUUCCUGCUGUGCCUUUUAAUGCUUUAACUUAUUUCUUUUGUCAGGAGAGCCGCUUUAAGCUAACUACAUGUGGAAACAUUAAAACAUGCUUAAAGUCAA